Messenger RNA from Camelus dromedarius (Arabian camel), 1077 nucleotides. It is a transcript of the gene TEX44, whose product is annotated as testis expressed 44. The coding region runs from base 1 to 1077 and encodes 358 amino acids. The record is from RefSeq and is a predicted model, not a curated record. The transcript has a single exon. Lineage: Eukaryota; Metazoa; Chordata; Mammalia; Artiodactyla; Camelidae.
AUGACCACCGUGCCCUCAGGAGAGGCCAGAGCCACCAGCACCCCUACACAUGGUGACAGCAAGUCUACAGACAUCCCAACCGUGGGGUCCCAAAGUCCGGUGCCCCUCCUUGCAGAUGUCCCAGCAGCUCUCAGCACUGCAGCUUUGGCUGAACAGCAGGAUGUAGACCAGGCCUCCAUCAAGCCAGCCACCUUGGAGGACAAGUCAGGGUCUGGAGACAAGGACAAGCAUGAAGCUGCUGCAGGGCAUGGCCAGGAGCCCAAGGAGGCCACCACCCUGCUUGAUCACCCGGCCCCAGACGCACUGCAAACAUCCAUGGGCCUCCAGGACUCAGUGCAGAAUGGACCGGGGCAAGAUUCAAGGAUGACUCAGGGUCCUCAGGUUUUCCAACAAGACUCCCUGAUUAAGGAAGAGACACCACAAACAGCGGGGGUCCCAGGUAGGGGGCAGGAACUAGCUCCAUCUACCCCAAGUGCUCAGGUACAGUCCCCCCAAAAUGUGGAGGCUCAGCCCGUUCUGAGCACUGCGGAUGCCAACAGCCAGCCUGACACUCGGGCCUCUGACACCGCUGAAGCUGUUGAGAAACCUGAGGAUCUGGAAGCCUUGAACCCUGACACUUACGCUUUGCCAUCAGCCCCCACUUUGCCUGGGCCCCGAAGGGUGGCUCUGGGGAGGAGGCCCACAGACUACGAGGCCAGCGAGAACAAUUAUAUGCGCUCCAUGACCAGCCUGUUGGGCGGGGGCGAGGGGUCCUUCAGCUCGCUGGCAGACAUCCUGGUGUGGUCUGAGACCACCAUGAGCAUGGCCACAGGCAUCCUGGCCUCUGGCCGCGGCUCCAUGACAGACCUGCUGCACACCACGGGGCCCGGCCUGCACUCUGUCUCCAGCAUCCUAGGGAGCGCCAGCUCCGCCUUCUCCUCUGGGCUGGCAGAAGGGACCAUCUCAGCCCUGCGCACCGUCACCCACAUCCUGGAAUCAGUGGAGCGGAGGACCAUGGAGGGCAUCCGCUCAGCCGUGCGCUACCUGACCAGCCACCUCACCCCAAGCCAGGCCCAGGCCAGCCCCAACCUCAACUAG